CUCCCUCUCAUCUACAUGUUUCAUUCAUUAAACUUUGCGAUAACAUGGGAGCAGCAGUAGAGCACAGGACGUUGUAGACGUACGGUCACUGGCGGCGUCCAUGGAUUCAAGCUCACAGCCCGGCGCAAUAGGCAGCGGAGGAGGAGGAGAGAGAAACCAAAGGGAGGAGGACGAGGCGGCGGCGGCGGCGGCGGCAGAGGCCGGCUACGGCAGGCAGCUGGUGAUGCCCGAGGACGGGUACGAGUGGAAGAAGUACGGCCAGAAGUUCAUCAAGAACAUCCAGAAAAUCAGGAGCUACUUCCGGUGUCGGCACAAGCUGUGCGGCGCCAAGAAGAAGGUGGAGUGGCACCCGCGGGACCCCAGCGGCGACCUCCGCAUCGUCUACGAGGGCGCGCACCAGCACGGCGCCCCGGCGGCGGCGGCUCCUCCCGGUCCCGGCGGCCAGCAUCACGGCGGCGGCGCCUCCGACUUCAACAGAUACGAGCUGGGCGCGCAGUACUUCGGCGGGGCCGGCCGGUCGCAUUGACGCGGGGAGCCAGGGUCUUGUUUACUUUCUAAAAUAUUUUAUAAAAAUUUUCACAUUCUUUAUUACAUUAAAUUUUGCGGUACAUACAUGAUGCACUAAAUAUAGAUAAAAAAAAUAACUAGUUACAUAGUUUAUCUGUCAUUUGUGAGACGAAUCUUUUGAGCCUAAUUAGUUUAUGAUUGAACAAUAUUUGUCAAAUACAAACGAAAGUAUUGACAAACCGACAAGAAAGGCCGGCGGCGUUGCGUCACGUACGCAUGCAUCAGCUCCUGUGCUGGCCUCUGCUGGCUGCCGCUGCAUCGAUCGAUCGCUUUCGCUGCGCACCGGAGGGCAGCGGCAGGUGCUGCCGGUGCCGGUUGACGCCUUGCGCCGGCGCAACGUGAUGUUGAGUGCGGAUUAAUUGUUGCUGCUCCGGUUAACUCUCUGGUCUAGUGCUAGUGUACGGCUACUAUUAGGACGAUGGUGCAUAAUUGUAAUUUUGAUAUUGUACAUGCAUAAAAAACAAUAUUUAGCUGAAAGUGGGAAGUAGCACCGUCGCUAUUAUGUUUUGUUUUCUGCAAAGUGUAAACUUGUCGAAAGUCUCC
This is a messenger RNA of Sorghum bicolor (sorghum), 1110 nucleotides long. Its product is annotated as probable WRKY transcription factor 58. Lineage: Eukaryota; Viridiplantae; Streptophyta; Magnoliopsida; Poales; Poaceae. The transcript is spliced from 3 exons. Gene Ontology annotation, molecular function: DNA-binding transcription factor activity; sequence-specific DNA binding. The record is from RefSeq and is a predicted model, not a curated record. Gene Ontology annotation, biological process: regulation of DNA-templated transcription. Bases 101 to 526 code for a protein of 141 amino acids.